This is a messenger RNA of Phyllostomus hastatus (greater spear-nosed bat), 5999 nucleotides long. RefSeq names its product cache domain containing 1 (gene CACHD1). The transcript is spliced from 27 exons. The coding region runs from base 612 to 4484 and encodes 1290 amino acids. The record is from RefSeq and is a predicted model, not a curated record. Gene Ontology annotation, molecular function: voltage-gated calcium channel activity. NCBI's taxonomy places the organism in Eukaryota, Metazoa, Chordata, Mammalia, Chiroptera, Phyllostomidae. Gene Ontology annotation, cellular component: voltage-gated calcium channel complex.
GGAAGUACGCGGAGCCGGAGCGCAGCGUGGUGGCACCAGACACCUCCCUUUCCCCCUACCGCUUUCUUUCUUUCUGUCUUUCUUUCAGUAAUUAUUAUUAUUUUUCUACCCCGCAAGCCUCCCCCUCUCCCUCCUCGUUCGGGUGGCUGCCCCAGUCCAGCAGCCGGGACGCUGCUCCGCCUCCGCUGGGUGCCGCCGGCCGCCCUCGCCUCCCUGCGCCGGGACUCCGGGAAGCGAAAGCUCUGCGGCUCCCAGCUCGCGCUCCGCCUGUCAGCCCCACGGCCGCGCGGCUGGCGUACCCGGGUGCAGGCGUCGCCGCGCUUCGAGACGUCCGCAGCGCCGUGGGGGCCCUGCCCGGGUCCCGGAGACCGCUCGGGCGACUGCUUCCUCUCCCGCCGGCCGCGGGAGCCCGGCGAUGGUGGCCGCCUGCGCUCCCGCGCUGUAGCCGGGCGCCCCCUAAGUUUGGAAGCCGCCGCGGCGCGGAGAGGAGUCUGCACUAGGGGAAGAAAGUUUUGCGGGGUGCGCCGAGCGGGCCCUGGGCGCACCUCCCGUUGCUCUCUCCCCGCUUUCCGGCGCCUGGAGCCUGUUGGCGGGGAGUGGAGGGAGGCAGCAUGGCCCGCGAGCCGGAGGAAGAGGAGACGGCGAGGACCGCCGCCCUGGCCCGCCGCUGCCGAGGCAAGCCCGGCCGGGCCGGGGCCGGAGCGCUGCGGCCGUCCCUCUGGCUGUUCUGCCUGGUCGUAUGCUGGCUCCUGGGCGCGGUGGCCGACGCCGACUUCUCCAUCCUGGACGAGGCACAAGUGCUGGCGAGCCAGAUGAGGAGGCUUGCGGCCGAGGAGCUGGGGGUCGUCACCAUGCAACGAAUAUUCAACUCCUUUGUUUACACUGAGAAAAUCUCAAAUGGAGAAAGUGAAGUGCAGCAGCUAGCCAAAAAAAUCCGAGAGAAGUUCAACCGUUACUUGGAUGUGGUCAACCGGAACAAGCAAGUUGUGGAAGCAUCCUACACAGCUCACCUGACCUCCCCACUCACUGCGAUCCAGGACUGUUGUACCAUCCCACCUUCCAUGAUGGAAUUCGAUGGGAACUUCAAUACCAAUGUAUCUAGAACAAUUAGCUGUGACCGACUUUCUACCACUGUUAACAGCCGGGCCUUCAAUCCAGGACGAGACUUGAAUUCAGUUCUUGCAGACAACCUGAAAUCCAACCCUGGAAUUAAGUGGCAGUAUUUCAGUUCCGAAGAAGGAAUUUUCACUGUUUUCCCAGCACACAAGUUCCGGUGUAAGGGCAGCUAUGAGCAUCGCAGUAGACCUAUCUACGUCUCUACAGUCCGGCCGCAGUCAAAGCACAUAGUAGUGAUCCUGGACCACGGGGCCUCCGUCACGGACACCCAGCUUCAGAUCGCCAAGGACGCCGCCCAGGUCAUCCUCAGCGCCAUUGACGAACAUGAUAAGAUCUCGGUGCUGACUGUGGCCGACACUGUCAGAGCCUGCUCGCUGGACCAGUGCUACAAGACGUUCCUGUCUCCCGCCACCAGUGAGACAAAAAGGAAAAUGUCCACCUUCGUGAGCAGCGUCAAGUCCUCGGACAGCCCCACGCAGCACGCAGUGGGGUUUCAAAAGGCGUUCCAGCUGAUUCGAAGCACAAACAAUAACACCAAGUUCCAAGCGAAUACAGACAUGGUCAUAAUUUACCUGUCAGCUGGCAUUACAUCAAAGGACUCUUCAGAAGAAGAUAAAAAGGGGACUCUCCGCAUCAUCAAUGAAGAAAAUAGCUUUCUAAACAACUCCGUGAUGAUUCUCACCUAUGCCCUCAUGAACGAUGGGGUGACUGGUUUGAAAGAGCUGGCUUUUCUAAGAGAUCUGGCUGAACAGAACUCAGGGAAGUAUGGCGUGCCGGACCGGUCAGCCUUGCCUGUGAUUAAGGGAAGCAUGAUGGUGCUGAACCAGCUGAGUAACCUGGAGACCACAGUCGGCAGGUUCUACACCAACCUUCCCAACCGAAUGAUUGACGAAGCUGUCUUUAGCCUCCCCUUCUCUGAUGAGAUGGGAGAUGGUUUGAUAAUGACUGUGAGUAAACCCUGUUAUUUUGGAAACCUGCUUCUGGGAAUUGUAGGUGUGGACGUGAACCUGGCUUACAUCCUUGAAGAUGUGACGUAUUACCAAGACUCUUUGGCUUCCUAUACUUUUCUCAUAGAUGACAAAGGGUAUACACUUAUGCACCCGUCACUCACCAGGCCAUAUUUACUGUCAGAACCCCCUCUUCAUACUGACAUCAUUCACUAUGAAAAUAUCCCCAAAUUUGAGUUGGUUCGGCAAAAUAUUCUCAGCCUCCCUCUGGGCAGCCAGAUUAUCGCAGUGCCUGUGAACUCAUCCCUGUCCUGGCACAUCAACAAGCUGCGAGAAACAGGGAAGGAGGCGUACAACGUCAGCUACGCCUGGAAGAUGGUACAAGACACUUCCUUUAUUCUCUGCAUUGUGGUGAUACAACCAGAAAUACCUGUCAGACAACUGAAGAACCUCAACACUGUCCCGAGCAGCAAGCUGCUCUACCACCGGCUGGACCUCCUGGGCCAGCCUAGUGCGUGCCUCCACUUUAAGCAGCUGGCCACUCUAGAAAGUCCAACCGUCAUGCUGUCUGCUGGCAGUUUUUCCUCCCCCUACGAGCACCUCAGCCAGCCAGAGACAAAGCGUAUGGUGGAGCACUACACAGCCUAUCUCAGUGACAACACCCGCCUCAUCGCUAACCCAGGGCUCAAGUUCUCUGUCAGAAAUGAAGUAAUGGCUACCAGCCACGUCACAGAUGAAUGGAUGACACAAAUGGAAAUGAGUAGCCUGAACACGUACAUUGUCCGCCGUUACAUAGCAACACCCAAUGGUGUCCUCAGAAUUUAUCCUGGUUCCCUCAUGGACAAAGCAUUUGAUCCCACUAGGAGACAAUGGUAUCUCCAUGCAGUAGCUAACCCAGGGCUGAUUUCUCUGACUGGCCCUUACUUGGACGUUGGAGGAGCUGGAUAUGUGGUGACCAUCAGUCACACAAUCCAUUCAUCCAGCACACAGAUGUCGUCUGGGCACACUGUGGCCGUGAUGGGCAUUGAUUUCACGCUCAGGUACUUCUACAAAGUUCUCAUGGACUUGUUACCAGUUUGUAACCAGGAUGGCGGCAACAAAAUAAGGUGCUUCAUAAUGGAGGACAGGGGUUAUCUGGUGGCACACCCCACCCUCAUUGACCCCAAAGGACACGCACCUGUGGAACAACAGCACAUAACCCACAAGGAGCCCCUGGUGGCAAAUGAUAUCCUGAACCACCCCAACUUUGUGAAGAAAAACUUGUGCAACAGCUUCAGUGACAGGACAGUCCAGAGGUUUUAUAAAUUCAACACGAGCCUUGUGGGGGAUUUGACGAACCUUGUGCAUGGCAGCCACUGUUCCAAAUACAGACUGGCGAGGAUCCCGGGAACCAAUGCGUUUGUCGGCAUCGUCAAUGAGACGUGCGACUCUCUUGCCUUCUGUGCUUGUAGCAUGGUGGACCGGCUCUGUCUCAACUGUCACCGAAUGGAACAAAAUGAAUGUGAAUGUCCCUGUGAGUGCCCUCUAGAGGUCAAUGAGUGUACUGGCAACCUCACUAAUGCAGAGAACCGAAACCCAAGCUGCGAGGUGCAUCAGGAGCCAGUGACGUACACAGCCACGGACCCUGGCCUGCAAGAUGCUCUUCACCAAUGUGUCAACAGCAGGUGCAGUCAAAGGAUGGAAAGUGGGGACUGUUUUGGCGUGCUGGACUGUGAGUGGUGCAUGGUGGACAGUGACGGAAAGACUCACCUGGACAAAUCCUACUGUGCGCCCCAGAAAGAAUGCUUUGGGGGGAUUGUGGGAGCCAAAAGUCCCUACGUCGAUGACAUGGGAGCAAUAGGCGACGAGGUGGUCACCCUGAACAUGAUUAAAAGCGCCCCUGUGGGCCCCGUGGCUGGAGGCAUCAUGGGAUGCAUCAUGGUCCUGGUCCUCGCCGUGUACGCCUACCGCCACCAGAUCCACCGCCGCAGCCAUCAGCACAUGUCUCCUCUGGCUGCCCAAGAAAUGUCAGUGCGUAUGUCCAACCUGGAGAACGACAGAGAUGAAAGGGAUGAUGACAGCCAUGAAGACAGAGGCAUCAUCAGCAAUACUCGGUUCAUAGCCGCGGUCAUCGAACGGCAUGCCCACAGUCCGGAAAGGAGGCGUCGCUACUGGGGCCGAUCGGGAACAGAAAGUGACCACGGCUACAGCACCAUGAGCCCGCAGGAGGACAGCGAAAACCCUCCGUGCAACAACGACCCCUUGUCAGCAGGGGUGGAUGUGGGGAACCACGACGAGGACUUGGACCUGGAUGCCCCGCCUCAGACCGCAGCCUUACUAAGUAACAAGUUCCACCACUACCGCUUACACCACCCCACGCUCCAUCACAGCCACCACCUACAGGCGGCCGUGACAGUUCACACCGUGGAUGCGGAGUGCUAACAGUCCCCUUCCCUCUGUGAGAAGACGGGAUCUGGGAGAUACAGAAUAUUCUAGAGGAAGAAGAAUCGGCAUGAAAUCCACAGCAAGAAACCCCUUGUGUUUGGGCUUUGUCCGGGGCGGCUUAACUCCGUCCUGCCUGUUAGUAUGUUUGACAACAGGAGAAACAACAAAACCGCACUUGGGAAGGUGGCAGGCUGGUUCUGGAAUGGAGGGGAAAUUAGCCUGAUAAAUGAACCUGCCAUGAUCCUAACGGAACGGAACAGAAGGCAAACCUCCAAACAUAGAGACAAAACCUAUAAAUGAAACAUUGGGAACCUUCGUUACACUGAGCCAGAGGAAUGUCCCGAGGAGCCAGAAACAUCCAGCUCUCCUUAACUGGAAGAGAGAGAAAUGUGCUGAACUAGAGAUAGACUGGGAGCGCGGCACGCCGGAGGCAAGUGUGUGCUUGGAAGAUUUCACUUUGUUUCUUAGCGGUACCUAGAGACCACAAUUGCUGUAUGGAACUCAUGUUCAGCUCUGAGUGAUGCAUCUCAAUAUUUCUAAGUAAAGGAUUAUUUUUCUACUAUUUAUUGAACUUUCAAACAUUCUCAAACUUUGGGGGAAAGAAGAGGAAACAUGAGAAAUUUUCAGCAAUUAUUCCUAGCUAUUUUGUGUGUAAUGAAGUGGUUCUUUGACUGAGGAGUUCUCUUUCUUAUUUAACUGAUAUCAUCCCACUGCCCCACUCCACAAAAUGGGAAAAUGAAGAAAUGUUUCUCUCUGACUUGUUUACAAACAUUGUCUUUGGAACAUGAUUUCGUGGACACACGCCUUUAUUCGUAUUGCAGGCAGUAUUCUUUCCCUGUGUUUCACAGAGAUGGGAGAGGCAGAGAAAUCCAACAAGUUCUUAAAGAAAUUGUGUUUCUUUUUAACACUUUCCCACUCCCCAUACAAUGCUUUUCUUAGGUUUCUACGAAACCUAAUAUUACAACCCCAGCCUUUCAGCUAAGGGAGGGCUGCAUUUAUUCUCCAUGUUUCAGAGACUAGAAAUUUGAAAAUAUCCCAUUUUGAGUCUAAGAAUAUUGAAUACCCAAAAGAAGAAGUUUUUAAAAUCCAAAAUUUCGAUUGUGUGUUAAAGAUUUCUUUUGAAAUCAUAGUUCGAAGCUACUGCCAGUCAUCCAAGAAGUUAUCCACCAAACUGCUUUGUGAUGUAUACAGAGAUUAAUCAAAUUGGGCUAAUAUAACAUGGCAUUGUAAUUUUAAAGUAGUGUUCUAAUGACAGUGAUGUAUUUUAGAUUCACAUGUUGUGAUUCCAAUAUGUUACAAAGAUAUUCUUGCACCGUGUGUGUGGUAAAUCUCCAUUUAUAUGUAGUUGGCAAAAAUUCACUGAAUAAUGUUUUAAUGAUAGGGUAUUAUGAUAUCAUGUAAAAAAAUUAAUGGUUCCUCAGCAGCACAGGAAGUAAACUAUGUGUGCUAUCAGGACACCCCUUCGUACUGUGUAUAAAGUUGCAGUCUAGUGGAAUAAACUGUAUGAAUGGA